CGGAUUUCAAUCCUCACCAACUAAUGACGAGCGAGCAGUCUCGACGACUUCUACCCCACGCCUGAGACAUAUCCCGCGACAUCUGGAGGAUAGCUUCAUGUGUGGUUGGGUGGCGCCGUGGAGCAGGCACCCCCCACUCGUAAGGCUGUGGGGUUAGCCUUCAACACUUCUCCUCAUCCAAGCUCCAAGAUGGCCGCUCAUCUAAAGCCUCGCCGACGAUUCUCGUUUAUUCGACUCAAGUACUUCGCUGCCGCUUGCCUUUUCGCGAUCAUUACGUAUUGUUAUGUCAACUGGAAUCCAGCUCUCCGACUCAGGUCGUCGAAACCGAGAGACGCCGCUGGUAACUUUACACUCGGAUUCCAAAAGAUUGUCGUCCUCUCUGAAGGUCCUAGCUGGAGAACAAGGGGUCUCAAGGCCGCCGCGGGGUACAGCGGUAUCAACCUCGAUAUCCCUAUUCAGCCCCCGUUGACCGACGAGAUGAUCUAUGCUUUUCAAAAUAUGGGACCAACGAGUGUCCCACAUCUUCGUGGUCGAGGCGAAGCUAAAAACUGGCUUUCCUUCCUUGAUAUAACCAAGUAUAUUGUCGCCCAAGACCUCGAAUCAGCUCUAAUCCUCGAAGAUGAUGUAGAUUGGGAUGUCUUAAUCAAAAACUCGAUGAAACUGCUUUCUGAUGCGGUAAGGGAGUUUACGUGGACUGGCAAAGAGGAUCGUAGCCCGUAUGGGCGUUCGUGGGAUCUAUUGUGGAUUGGCCAUUGUGCCGAGCCGACCAGAAAUGAUACGAGGAGACUAUUGUACGAUGACCCUUCGGCGCCGCGUCCGGGGAAGUACAUUGCCCCCCUCUGGUUUCCCUGGUCAAAGGAGAAUAUGGAUGGGCUUACGCCUGGGAUGCGCUCAGUGCAGAUGGGCCAACAUACAGACUGCAGUUUCGCCAUUGCUCUCUCACGGCAUGGCGCUAUCAAAGUAUUGAAGUUCGCCGGAAAAGGCGAAGACACACAAUUUGAUACUCGGCUCAAGAACGGCUGCAAGAAGAAGGAUUUGUUUUGUUUAGUAGUUACUCCGGAACUCAUGCAUCACUAUGUACCGCCGGCGGAAUUUGGGCAUAUUAGUGCCGUCGCGGAUGCGAAUGAGAGGGGGAGCAGGGCGGAGGAGGAGGAGUUUGAGCAUAUUAUAGGGAACACGCCGAAUAUUCUAAGAAGCGCGAGGUGUAAGGCUCUUUUUGAUAGUACAUGCCCUGGCCCGGGGCAAUGAAGCCGUUUUGACUCUUGAGGGAAGAGUGAGUGAGGUAUUGAUGACAAAUGGAUUGAUCCAUUUCAUCCAGAAAUUUCAACGCCUUCUAAAUUUUGAACUCGGG
Messenger RNA from Hyaloscypha bicolor E, 1351 nucleotides. RefSeq names its product glycosyltransferase family 25 protein. NCBI's taxonomy places the organism in Eukaryota, Fungi, Ascomycota, Leotiomycetes, Helotiales, Hyaloscyphaceae. The record is from RefSeq and is a predicted model, not a curated record. The coding region runs from base 190 to 1248 and encodes 352 amino acids. The transcript has 2 exons.